Molecule: messenger RNA, 597 nt
Organism: Nerophis lumbriciformis (worm pipefish)
Lineage: Eukaryota; Metazoa; Chordata; Actinopteri; Syngnathiformes; Syngnathidae
Source: RefSeq, a predicted model, not a curated record
AUGACUACCGCGGCCGCUCGCUGCGCCGUCGCGACUUGCACACCCGAUCCGCUGGCGCAGCUCGGCACCUGGCUGGAACAAGCGAUCGAAGCCGCGGUCGCCGAACCCACCGCCAUGGUGUUGGCCACCGCCGACGCCGCUCACCGGCCAUCUGCAAGGGUCGUAUUACUCAAAGGACUCGACCAGGAAGGGCUGGUGUUCUACACCAACUACAAGAGUCGCAAAGCCGACGAUCUGACCGCCAAUCCGCAGGCCGCUCUGGUUUUUUUCUGGCAACCCCUAGCGCGACAGGUCAGGGUUUGCGGUGAGGUCCACAAAGUCGACCGAAGGCAAACCACGGAAUACUUCGCCAGCCGUCCACGAGGUAGCAGGAUCGGCGCCUGGAGCUCACCCCAAAGCCGGCCGAUCGACCGUCGCCAGCAGCUCGAGGAGCGGGUGGCCGAAACCGAGCGCAGGUUCGGCGCAGAGCCAAUCGAACCGCCACCGUUCUGGGGCGGCUACCGACUGGUCCCAACCGAAAUGGAAUUCUGGCAAGGACGCACCAGCCGGCUCCACGACCGCUUUCGCUACCUGGCGAAAGGUGCCGAAGCCGGCUGA